AUGGCCAUGCUCGAAACCACGAUUCGAGAGGCGUUCGUGGAAGGUGUCUAUCUCGUGACGCUCUACUCCGACUUGGACCCUGCCAUGAAUACGGUGCUCAACCACGUGAGCUCGGACGGCUCGCAAGCCAAGCUCAUGACCAACCCUGCGCGCACGAUCAUUACGCAAGACGGCGUUGCUUCAGCUGAUGCCUUGGGCACGGACUAUAUUAUCAACUCGUACCCGCUGGGGCCGUGGUAG
Saprolegnia parasitica CBS 223.65 is the source of this 240-nucleotide messenger RNA. RefSeq lists its product as hypothetical. Lineage: Eukaryota; Oomycota; Saprolegniomycetes; Saprolegniales; Saprolegniaceae. The record is from RefSeq and is a predicted model, not a curated record. The transcript has 3 exons. The coding region runs from base 1 to 240 and encodes 79 amino acids.